Mya arenaria is the source of this 2817-nucleotide messenger RNA. Its product is annotated as atrial natriuretic peptide receptor 2-like. The coding region runs from base 1 to 2817 and encodes 938 amino acids. The record is from RefSeq and is a predicted model, not a curated record. Gene Ontology annotation, molecular function: protein kinase activity; ATP binding. The transcript has 4 exons. Gene Ontology annotation, biological process: protein phosphorylation; cyclic nucleotide biosynthetic process; intracellular signal transduction. Lineage: Eukaryota; Metazoa; Mollusca; Bivalvia; Myida; Myidae.
AUGCCGUACGUGACGGUUGACCUGCGUUAUGAAAGUAUUGGUAGUGGUGGCGGGAAGUCAAGAAUCAAGGGUCUCACAGCGCCGUACGUUCACUAUGCUGGGUCCGACUCCGUUCUGACAGCCGAGGAGAUGAAAGAGUAUCCGGAUCUCAAAAUGGUUCAGGCUGUUGCAGGAGCUGUCGUUCUCUCUUUCAACAUACCUGGAGUUCAGGACCUAGUUCUUAGCCUUGAUAUCGCUGCUGGAAUAUACAACGGAACGAUAGUGUAUUGGGAUGACACGUCAAUCCAAACUCUUAACCCUAGCACUACGUUGCCAAAUGAAAGAAUAAUACCGAUUGCUCGAUCUGAAAAGUCUGGGACUACAAAUACAUUUACCUCCGGACUUUCUUCUGCAUCUGAAGACUGGCGUAACACAUAUGGGAUAUUCUCAGAAGGCUACGAUAGAGAAAGUAGGCUCCCAUACAAGUGGAACUCAAGUGUGGUUAAAUUCUUUGGAAGGACUAAUCAAGGCGUUUCUGGACUUGUCCUGUCUUUAGAUUAUUCGAUUACGUACAUAUCGCUUUCAGACGCAAACUUGACACAACUAAAUUACGCGAUGCUAGAAAAUAGCCAAGGAAAUAUUGUAAAUGCGUCAUACCAGUCGGUUCAACGGGCAAUUGUUUCUUCUUAUGGAUCAUAUAACCUUAUAAAUCUGCAAGAACCGUUCGUUUACCCAUUGUCCACGUAUUCAUUUUUUAUUAUAAGAAUGUCCACAAUGGAAGAUUGUGACUCUGCAAUUGAACUUAUAAGAUACAUCGUAUGGUUCACAUCUUCCGAGAAAGCUGCAUACGAUGCAGAACAAUUCUCUAUGGUUGCCCUAGAACAAACAACUGCUACGUUGGUUGCUACAAAUAUUUUGCAGAAAGUAACAUGCGAGGGCCAAAAUGCAUGGAAUUUGAUGCUAGAACAAAUCAAAUCCGAAUCUACCUUUAAGGAGGAAUCAAUCUGGACAAUCUUCACCUACAUUGGAAUCUCUUCUGUAGUAACCGUUUUCGUAAUAUCUUUAGGUAUUUAUAUCAAGUAUGAGUACAAUGUUCACAAAGAAAUUCUGAAUGAUAGUUGGAAUAUACCACCGCAGUCCAUAAAGUUGCACGGGCUGACUGCUGUUCACUAUCACACGUCAGAAGGACAACGCAUUUCACAUACUUCAGUUGAAAUAAAUAACAGUGGGAAUUCUGAUGUUCGCUUAAAAUUUCAUAAACAGUUUGACUCAGACACGAUUAUGAAGUCUGGCACGUUUAACGAUGAAAAUGUUACACUAGUACAGGUUGAGAGAUUAGAUCUAGCUUUCACAUUUAGACAAAAGAAGAAAGUUAUUUGGUUAAGGAACACUAUCAAACAUGACCAUGUUAUGACGUUGCUAGGCAUGACAAAGCUCAAUGGAUUAUGGCAUUCGCUUCAUUCUGGAUUUAGCAGAGGAACGCUCAACGAUAUAUUAAGAAAUCCAAAAUUCAAGUUUCAAAAUAAAGCUUUUAUCAGUGUUGUAAAAGAUUUAUCGAAAGCAUUGAAGUAUUUGCAUGGAAAAAACAUCAUACAUGGAUUCCUGUCAGGAAAGUGUUGUUUUCUGGACAGAUAUUGGAUGGUUAAAAUUGCGGCUUGGAAUGAGAAUAGUAUUCAUGAAGACUCACGUAAAGCUCAAAAUUAUGCAAAAGUUUCAACAUUACUGGAUUCAAAUAACGAGGGGGCUGAUGAAAAACUUCUUUUCGUUGCCCCUGAAAAGAUCAAAUACGGAAAACAAUCUACGACAUCAGGCGAUAUAUACAGUCUAGGAAUGGUUUUUCAGGAAAUAUUUUCACGUAACAAACCUUUCAACGAACUUAACCUGAGAGCGUCAGAAAUUGUUAAUGCAGUGAUAACAUGUGGAAUAAGACCAAGAAUUUCGAGCACUACUCCAUCAGAAAUACAGCACUUGAUGGAGAAAUGUUGGGAGGUUGAUCCAUCCGUUAGACCGAAUGCUCAUCAAAUAGAAACAAUUCUUUGUAAAGAAUUUCCAGACUCUGUUUCCUUCUUAGAUUGCAUGACAAACACACUGGAAAAAUACGCUGCUAAUCUGGAAUCCAAUACAGCUGAUCUCGAGACCGAAUACAAAUUCGCAAAAAGUCAGGCUCAAACGUACAUGUAUGCUAACGUUCCAGAGUCUGUUGCUAAUCAUUUGAUGCAACAGAAGAAAAUCAAGACAUGUACGUUUGAUGACCUUUGCCUUCUGACAUGCGCAAUCACAAACAUCGCCGAGACAGUGCGACAUGUGACACCGGACGGUUUUGUCAAUCUGUUGCAUAGCUUCUAUAUUGGAUUAGACCAACUUUUGUUGCAUGACAAUAUGUUCAGAAUUCAGCGGACAGCUGAUAUGUCUGUUUAUGUGGUCGGAAAUGUCAUCGAUGAAACUGUCAUUUUUGACACUCGGGAGGCUAAAGUAACCGCUGUGAACAUUGCAUCGAAAAUAGUGGUGUUUAAGGAUAAGUUCAAUGUUGAAAAUUUGCAAGGAAUAAACACGUGCGUGCAGCUUAAGCUUUGUAUAUGCAGUGGUUCGGGAUCUACUGGAGUACUUAAAAGUGUUAUUCCACAAUUCAUUGCAUUCGGUCAAGUAGUAGAUAAAGCCCGAAUAUUGAUUGGUAGCGUAGACACAAACAAAGUGCAGAUCUCUAAAAGUGUGGCUGAAGUUCUUACACACGUUCCAGGGAUAAACGUAAAAGUGACAACUAAUGAAAUAAAGGAAUCCUGCUACUUUCUCCAGCCUCCCGGCCAGAAAUACUCCGACCUACCACCAGUGGAUGGAUGA